Molecule: messenger RNA, 5288 nt
Organism: Tachyglossus aculeatus (Australian echidna)
Lineage: Eukaryota; Metazoa; Chordata; Mammalia; Monotremata; Tachyglossidae
Gene: YPEL2
Product: yippee like 2
Exons: 5
Coding region: 328-687 (119 amino acids)
Source: RefSeq, a predicted model, not a curated record
GAAGAAGAGGAGGAAGAGGAGGAAGAAGAGUUGGUGGUACCCACCAUCACCCCCCCACCAUCAUCAUCAUCAUCAUCACCCCCCCAUCACCCACCCCGAGCCAACGCAGCCGCAGGACCAGGCGCACGGCUGCUGAGAACCUGCCCCAGACUUCCACCCGGGCAUCUGUCUCCUCCGAAGAAGUAACCAGUGUGUGGAGCCUGCCCCACACCCGCCACCUGCCAAAUCACGGCCUUUACCUGCGUCUUCCGGUGUUUCCCGUGUGACCCGUCCUGUGGGAACGCCUCCUGGGCCGCCCCUGAGUUCCCUCAGCAUUCGGCGGCGCCAAUGGUGAAGAUGACGAGAUCCAAGACUUUCCAGGCUUACCUGCCUUCCUGCCACCGCACCUACAGUUGCAUCCACUGUAGGGCUCACCUGGCAAAUCACGAUGAACUCAUUUCCAAGUCGUUCCAAGGAAGCCAAGGACGAGCUUACCUCUUUAAUUCAGUAGUUAAUGUGGGCUGUGGACCUGCAGAAGAACGGGUGUUGCUCACAGGACUCCACGCGGUCGCAGAUAUUUACUGUGAAAACUGCAAAACCACCCUGGGCUGGAAAUAUGAACAUGCCUUUGAGAGCAGCCAGAAGUAUAAAGAAGGCAAAUACAUCAUUGAACUAGCGCACAUGAUCAAGGAUAAUGGCUGGGAUUGAACGGAGGCAGAGUCCACCCAAACCUGUGUCUAAGCGAAUGCCAUCCAACCGAACAUUAUACCCAAGAAUGAGAGAGUGACUGAACGUUUGGUUCCACCCAUUUAGAGGCUUUCCCCACCCGGGGGCAUCCUCCCACCCUAACUCCAUCUUGACUGGUGACUAGCCUCUAAGCUGCCGUCUCUCUGUCUCUACGCUUUGUGUCUGUUGUGUGAGUUGACCCUGGCUUCUCUCUCUGUUCUAGUGUUGGCUAAAAAGAACGAAUGCACCGUAAGCUCGGCCACGUUCCACUCCGACGAAGGGGUGAGAACCCACCGAAACAGGCCGCCGGGGGCUGGGUGGGGGGAGGCAGCAUUUGAGCCGGAUAGCGGUGGUACAGGGACUGGAGAAGGAAAGAGACCCCUGAACAUCCUGGGGCUGGGGGGUGGGAGGGUGGAGGCAAGGACGAGGUUUUGUUGCUCCUAAAGUCCUGGUUGUCCAGGUUUGAAAAGAUCAACUUGUCUGUGAGGACAAAAAAAACAACAAAAGAAAAAAUACCUCAUGAUCACGUUCUCUCUUUGACCAGAAAUUUCUGUUCCUGACACCGGCGUGUGUGGGUAUCAAACUGAGCGCGAUUGUGGCCCCGGUCCCUUUCACCUGCUUCAGGGGCAGGUGGCUGGUUUCCCCGGGUGGAAACCAAUGGCUGUGGUGAGUGCGCGUGGGGUUUUGAUGACUUGCUCACGUCUCAACCAAUCCCCGAGUUGUUUUCUCCUCUGCCCCUUCUGCAAGAGGGAAAACUGCCUUGCAUCCGUCAAACGCCCAAGACCCAAUUUUCCCAAGAAAGGAAGGGGACCAAAGCCUGGGACAAGGGGCCCAAUAAAUAGGGAAGGUGAGAGAAUAGCCCAGACUGAAGAGGAAGCUUAGAAGAUGCUCCAGGAACAGUUCGGAUCUCGGGUGGGUUAAAUCGCGGCCGAAAAGGGGUCAGAGAAACCAAUUUGGAGAUGGUUCUCUCAUUCCCGUUCCUCCCUGAGAGCAGCUAGUCUUAGCGUUGACUCCAGGAUGAGCUAGAAGUCAGCAUUCCUCCCAGAGAGUGGGGUAUCCUUCGAUGGAAACAGCAGUGGAGAAUGGAUCCCUUGGCCUGCAGACCUGUCUUUCCAGGCCAUUGAAGAUCAAAUAAUGAAGCCCUGCAAUUUCCCUUGUUGUUAUUUAGACGGGUGAAUCGGGGCAGCAAAGGAGAGUGAGUGAGUUGGAUGACUAACUAGAAAUAACAAAUCAAAUAUCAUCUUUUCCCCAAACUCCAUGAUAACGGAGGAGGAGGGUUCGUGAGGGAAAGAGAAGUUCGUUAUGUUUUAUCAACACUGUGAAAUUUGUUCUACAGCAAAUCCAGCCAGAAUCUGGUGCAUGACAUAAAACUUAUUUAACUGAGUUAAGUUCGUUUCUUAGCUUGAAAAAUAUUGUUGUUACUGUUGUUGUUCUUGUUACUGUUAUUAUUUAAAUGCGUGUGAUUCUCAGCAUCUCGUUCUUCAAGUAGAUCGAUCCAGUAGGAAAAUCCACCUCGGUGUCACAGAUAGUGUGUUGAUGAAAGUGGGAAUCUGAAAUCCAAUGUUCCGCUGUCUGAUGUGUAGAUCAGUGGAUUCAAGAAGUUUUUAGGAUUGACUCUGGAUUGAAUGGAAUCAGAUUUCCACUCAGGGUGGGCGAUCGGGGGCAGUGGAAGGGUGUAAAGGAAUGGGAGGUGGUCUCCCUGGUCACUCACUCAGAUGUGGUAAAAUCAAUUUGAAAACAUAGAGUUCUGACCGACAAGGAGACUUUUAUCGGCUCUGGAAGCUGAGUUGCUCCAGGGUAGGACUGGGCUGGCUUGUGAAAGAGCAUUUAGUCUCUGGCAUCUUAUUUGCUCCCAGCAAAAUGCCAGCACCUUUCCGUGCUCUUCCAACACUGGGCAGAAUGCAGCCAGUCUCAAAAUUGCCCUGGCAAGUUUCACAGGGGAAACUGAGGCAUGGGGAGAUGAGAGUAGUCGGUUCUGGCCGCCAGAGGUAGAUCCUGUCAGAAUGGACAGAUUGGCACCGGAUUUUAGCUUCUGGCCAUCUGAUCAGCUCCCCGGUCCCAUCCAAAAAACCCUUGAAGCUCCAACAAUUCUGAGUGAGCCCCCCCGUUCACAACUAGUCGUAUCCCCAUCUAUUCCCACUGGGCAACCCAUAGAUUAGGGCCACUGGAUUUGCUCAAGGAAAAUCCCUUUUGCAUAGACUCCCUUAAGCAGGGACUGGAGUUUUCUCAACCCUAAGGGACUUGAUCCCUUGGGAGUUGCUUUGUUAAAAUGUUUGGAAGCUGAGGAUAUUUUUUGAGAUUUAAUUUGAACUGGAGCUGUCAGGAUGUGUAUUUGAGUUCCGUGAGGUCCAGGGGAAGACCAGUUUUGCUGUUCAUGAGUUCCUGAGGGAGCAGGCCCUGACUUCUGCUUCAGUCUGACAAGCCAAUGACCAGAUUCUCUUUCCUGUUCCAUCCAAUUCUGUAAAAAUUGAGCGCUUAUCGGGUGCCCGAUGUGCUAAAAAGCCAAUAGGAUGAUGCUUUCUGUCCCAAAUGCAGAUAACCUCCCUCUUUAGGCCUACUUCCCUUUGUCAACUAAACCUAAAGUGCUUCUUAUAACUCGCGGUCCACCCAUGGCCCUUCCAUUUAACGUCUGGAAGCCUUCAUUCAUUCGUAUUUAUUGAGCGAUUACUGUGUGCAGGAAGCAUUGGCGACCGCAGCCGGGAAAUCGAACGGCAUCAGCUGGCGGGCUCAGUUAGUUCAUUCUUUCUUUCAGUCAGUCGUAUUUAUUGAGCGCUUACUUCACGCAGAGCACUGUACCAAGUGCUUGGGAGAGUACAGUGUAACAGAGUUGGCAGACCCGUUCCCUGCCCACAACAAGCUUGCAGUCUGCCAUAACCUACUCAGAGUAUAACUAAAGACCUCACCCGCACAGGCCACUGGUAGAUCCAGCUCACUGGAGUGAGUAUGUGGAGCUGUGGGGGGAAGGUAGGGGAGGGAGAGGGAAGAAGGGAAUGGCUGCCUUCAUUUUCAAACCAAAAGUGUCCAGUUUUCAGUUCACCGGGCGCUCGUGGCCUGCCUCGGCCUGGACUGAGACGCUGAGGGCCGGAGCCUGUCACCUGAGUCUGCUCCUCGCAUCUCAAACGAAGGGGAACAGGAUGGGCUAAAAUUAAAAUGAGGCGGGUCACCCGUGCUGGGAGAGCGGUCUGCCGAACACGGGUCCUCUCGAUGCAAGUUUCCGCCGGUAACGUGUGCAGAACAGGAACGCCCGCUUUUGAAAUCUACCUUUGUAAAUAAUAUUUAAUUUUUUAAAUAAUAUAUUUGGUGCUGUUUUCUCAGAUACCCUGAGAGCACUUUUUCUUUUGUUUUGAAAUUCUCCUGUAUCCUUGGCAUUUCUUGAGAGACGUUUUAAGGGAAACACCGACCACCGGUGAACUCUGUUUUCUCUAAUGCUGUUGUUGUGUUCGGAGGAUGCGAAAGAGCAGUGCUUCUGCUUUCUUUAUUCCAGUAGAACUGACAUCGGUGGUCCAUCGCCAGAUUGUGCAUUGAAUUCUCUCUUGCACCAGGAUUGGCUAGAAAAGACAAAGAAAGAUGAAAUCUGUUGACAUGCAUUAAGUUGCGACUCAGAAUGUUUUCUCUAUUUGAGGCAAUUUCCGACACAUUGGAAUCUCAUUUUUAACCGUCUGUGUUUUAGAAGUAUUUUUGGAUGUGGCUCCCACUUUCCUUUUCACAGGGGACACUCUGGUAGCUACAGUGAAGUUUACACCUCCAGCAGUAAGGUUUUCUUUAUUAUUAUUAUUUUUUGCUUUCUCUUUUGAUUGUUCAUCCUCUGUCUCCAAGUGGACCAACAGCACAAACCAUUGGGAUGCGUUCUGCUGGAUGUGGAGCCGUUUGCUCUGUUGCGUUGCCGCUGCACGCUCUUUUCUUUUUUUCUUUGUGCACAACUUCUAAACAUAAUGAUGGAAUCUGUUGUCCGUGUAAAAAUCAAAGAAGUCAAACCUAGAUGUUUUCUAAUUGCGCCGUGAGUGUAUUCCUUAUGUGAACAUUUAUGGAACACAUGCCUGCGGGUAAACAGCUUUUUAAAAUGUCAGAAACCUCAGGGUCAGGAAGAGACCUGAGAAAUCAAAUCCUCGAAACGAUGAACUUCUAUCACCUUUAACAGCACUAUCCAAAGUGAGAAAACACUGCAGAAGUGGGAAUGGGGUUAAAUUAAAAUGUAUACAUUAAAGCCCGUUGGCGUCUUGGGGUAAUGAAGGAGGGGACAUAAAUUAUUCCCACCUGACCAAAUUCUUCACGAUUUUAAUUUUUUUGUUCAGAAUUUGGGUGAGUGGGAUCGCUCUCCAUUCCCAACCCUCAGAGAUUUUCUUUAAUCUGUUAAUGCUCUUGUGUUUACAAAUUGUGUUAAUUGUUAAGGGGUUGGCAGGGGAGGGGGCCAUUCUUUCAUGUCACCUUGAUUCAGUAACAAAGGUAAUUGUUUUCAGAUGAUUUGUCUUCACCUUUUUCUGUACUGGUACACAGUGAUUCAGUAUUAGUGGAAAGUGCAUUGUUUCUGUCAGUUCCAAUCUGUGUUGGUGCUCAUUUGAGAAAAUAAAGUUUUCAAAUAUUAA